Zea mays is the source of this 2414-nucleotide messenger RNA. Its product is annotated as GATA transcription factor 26. Lineage: Eukaryota; Viridiplantae; Streptophyta; Magnoliopsida; Poales; Poaceae. The record is from RefSeq and is a predicted model, not a curated record. Gene Ontology annotation, biological process: regulation of DNA-templated transcription. Gene Ontology annotation, molecular function: zinc ion binding; sequence-specific DNA binding. The coding region runs from base 464 to 2095 and encodes 543 amino acids. The transcript has 8 exons.
AUUAUAGUUAAUAAAAACAUCCAGCUUUUAAACUAUAAUUCUUUUGGAUUCCUCCUCGAGUGCCUUUCACCCGGACUUUGUGAAUCCCCUCCACGCUGCUUCUGCAUUCCUUCGUUCCUCUAUUAUUUCUCCACCCCUUUCCCCCCGUCUCUCUCUCCUCACCCCUCUCUCUCUAAAAGACUGAAAACAAUAGAAAGGAACAAGGGGGGAAGAACACCAACCAAGCAGGACUUGGUUUUUGGGAACUCCAUGGGCUGUGGAAUUGUCCCCAGGAAUCCCCUCUGGGUUUGACGAGAUUCAUACAGAUACAUAUAUUUAAUUUUUUCCCCUUUCGUUUGCUCAAAAAAUCAAUUGUACAGGCGAAACUGCUUGUUUGUGCUUUGUUUCUUCCGUGUUUGUUUCCUUGGGAUUUUCCUCUGGUCCGUUCUUCUUCACCUGUGGGGUGGGAGGAGCAGAGACAAUCAUGGGAAAGCAAGGACCCUGCCGUCAUUGCGGAGUCACAAGUACUCCGCUGUGGCGGAAUGGGCCACCAGAUAAGCCGGUGCUCUGCAAUGCGUGUGGCUCGAGGUGGAGAACGAAGGGUUCAUUGGCAAACUACACUCCAAUGCAUCGCAAUGACAAUAUUGAUGAUGAUGAACCCAGAGUUAGCAAGCUGAAGCCACCGACGUCAAAGUUGAAGUCACAGAAGAAAAAAACAAAUCACAUUAUAAUGGAGAAUGGACCAUUCUCUGGUCAGAAUUUCCGAAAGAUGGGGGAUGUUGACCCAAGCUAUCGGUCUAGUUCAGGAUCUGCAGUAUCAUACUCUGAGAGUUGUGCCCCAUAUGGUGCUGCUGAUGCAAGUGAAAUGACUGGUUCAGCACAGUCACAUGCUUGGGAGUCCCUAGUGCCAUCAAGAAAGAGGAGCUGUGUCACCCGUCCGAAGCCUUCACCUGUUGAAAAGCUUGCAAAAGAGCUGAACUAUAUCAUGCAUGAAGAGAAGUUAUAUUACCUUUCAGAAUCAUCAGAGGAAGACCUACUAUACCAUAGUGAAACUCCUAUCGGUUCCUUUGAAAUAGGCUCUGGAAGUGUGCUUCUAAGACAUCCAAACUCGAAAUCACUGGAGGAAGAAUCAAAAACAAGCUCAAUUCCUGCAGAUAAUAAAUCAUAUAUUACAAGUGAAUCCUAUUCAGACUCUGCCUCAUUUGUCGUUCACAGUGGAAACAAGGCAGCAAUUAACUUAAAUCUUCCAACUGCAAGGCCGAAGAAGUCGCCGCUGCAUAUGGAAGACAAUGCUAGAAGGGAUAAACUUCAUUAUGAGAAUCAGCAUGUCCUGGAGAGUGUUGAUUCGCCUUUAGUUUCAGUAGAUUUAGAGGAUGUUAUAAACUAUACUAACUUCAUGAAAUAUCUAACUAAAGAGGAUCGACGUCAGUUGCUCAAAUUUCUUCCUCCUGUGGACUCCUUAACACCUCCUGAAAGCCUUAGAAGCAUGUUCAGUUGUAUCCAAUUCUCUGAUGCUAUUGACAGCUACCAGAUGCUGCUUCGAGAGGGAAUUCUCGACCCAUCCUUAUGUGGUGAUGAGGAAUGGAAGAAAGUGAAGACGCUUGCCUUAACUAAUUUAACAAAAUGCAGUUGGCUGGAGUGCUAUAAACAGAAAAAGGGAGCUAAAGAAACCGGGGGAGUGGGGGGCAUCAGUGGACCGGAAGGCUUUACCAAGUCUACUAUGAAACCACUCAAAAGACCCCGUGACACCCACUUUCAGAGUGACGCAGAACUAGAUGGUACCAUGAGGAGUCCUCUAAGAGUUCUAAAAUCCGGGGCUUUGGCUCUUCAGUUUGAAAGUUCAUCUUUGCCAAAAUCUGGCUAUGCCACCGAAGAUUCAACCUGCACUGGAGGAGCACCUAAUCUAUUCAUGUUACCCCUAGAAAAGCUACCAUUACUGGUCCCUUCUCAGUAUGCCGUCUCUGAUCAAGACUUGCUGCUGGAAAUACCUCUCAACGCACGACACCCAGAGGCAGAACUUCUCUGUCAACCAUCUCAGCUGAUGAGCUCUAUAACCAGCAGCUCCACCUCUAUGGGUGGGGUUGCUGAAGGAGAAGGGUACCUGAAGCAACCAUAGUCUUAGGUCACAUCAGCAAGCAGCUUAGGAACAGCCAGUAGUUGCAGUUUACUUUAACCUCCUGGAUCGUGUCGCCUCUCUGUGCCGAUCACCAAUGGGCCUUAAGUGUCCUUAUUUACAUAACAAUGUGCUUCGUAUGCCAACUUGGCGAAUUGUCGGUUCAGCUAAUAUUUGUAGCAUGCUUUUGGAUCGGCUUUCUGCUGGUUUUCUGUAACAUAUGGCGCAUGGAGAAAGCAUUAACUUAUCUCUGUAUGGAAAAAAAAUAUCACCAUAUUGUAGGAAAAUGAAAAAAGAGGAUAAUGGAGAGUUGUUUAUGUGA